AUGGCUUUAGAAGAAUUCACACUUACAGUAUUGGGUGCUGGUGUCAUGGGCACUGCUGUGUCAUCAGCAAUCUUAAAUUCGCUGGUGAAACCAUACCCUAAAAAAGUUAUCUUAUGUACGCCUCAACCUACAGAUACGCUUAAGGAAACAUUUGACAAAUUUGACAAUGUUGAAUACUCUUUUACCGCUGAAGGAAACAAGAAGGCAGUUAAGGAGGCCGACAUCAUCUUAUUGGCUGUAAAACCAUUUAUGUACCAACAAGUGUAUGACGAAGUUAAAGAUGCAUUAACCGGCGAUCAGCUUUUGAUUUCACUCCUCGCAGGGACUACUAUCAAUGAGUUAUCUAUAUUUACCAAAAAUGUUGCCAAAGUCAUGACCAAUACACCUGCUAGGUAUGGUUGUGGAACUGCAGCCAUUGCAUUCUCACCAGACGUGUCCCAGGAACAACAGGAGCUUGUUAAGAAAUUGAUUGAACCUGUAGGAUUGACUGUUUGCAUCCCAGAGAAAAAUAUGGAUAUAGCCACAUCACUUAUUGGCUCGGGUCCAGCAUUUUGUCUCUUGAUGAUGGAGUCUAUGAUUGAUGGUGCAGUGAGAAUGGGUAUGCCCUAUGACGUGGCAAGGGUCUCAGCGGCAAAAGUGAUGGAAGGUACCGCCAAGAUGCUUUUGGAAACUGGCGACCACCCAGCUGCAUUGAAGAGCAAAGUGUGUACACCAGGUGGUACCACCAUCGGUGGUUUAUUAAAGAUGGAGGAUGGUGCACUUAGAAGUACAAUUGCGAGAGGUAUUGAAGAGGCUGCCAACAUAUCAGCAUCUUUUGCGAAAAAAUAG
This is a messenger RNA of Lodderomyces elongisporus, 828 nucleotides long. RefSeq names its product pyrroline-5-carboxylate reductase (gene PRO3). Gene Ontology annotation, biological process: L-proline biosynthetic process. Bases 1 to 828 code for a protein of 275 amino acids. The record is from RefSeq and is a predicted model, not a curated record. The transcript has a single exon. NCBI's taxonomy places the organism in Eukaryota, Fungi, Ascomycota, Pichiomycetes, Serinales, Debaryomycetaceae. Gene Ontology annotation, molecular function: pyrroline-5-carboxylate reductase activity.